Molecule: messenger RNA, 810 nt
Organism: Fusarium keratoplasticum
Lineage: Eukaryota; Fungi; Ascomycota; Sordariomycetes; Hypocreales; Nectriaceae
Exons: 1
Coding region: 1-810 (269 amino acids)
Source: RefSeq, a predicted model, not a curated record
AUGAGCGCCAAAGAGAAGCGGAAGUUGGCCACCACCGACGAAAUGCAAAAGCAUAUCAACGGCCUUGUCGCGUCUGGCGCUAUCGUUCUUGAACGGGGAAAGCGACUCAAGAUUGGAGACGACGGUCUUCCACAAGUCACUGACCUCGCCCAGGACUCAGGUCUCACACAUUAUUCGAGCGCUCGGGAGAGACUGGUCAACAUUGUCAACUACCUGGAAUCCUCAGCCAGUCCCAAGUCUGUCGGCUGGUGCAAGGCUCUCGUCAAACUUCGCAAGUUGCUUGAUAACAAUCUUGAGCCCAGGUAUCACUUGGAUAUCCGUGCUUGGGAGAUUUGCCAAGCAGCCAAUGACGAAGCGAUUGACGAUAUCACCUACAUGGACAUGCUCUAUCACCGCCUCCAGGAUGGGAGCUUCGAGACUGAAUGGUCGGCCAAUCACUACAAUAUUUUCCAGUUCCCACAGCGCGCUUGUCGUCUACUAGGUGUCGUAAGCCCCAGUGACUUCGUCCAGGCAGCUUGGGAUGAUGGCUUGGAUAACCAGAUGUUUGAGAAAGACCCGGAGGCACAUAAACUCAUCGACAAAGGCUUUGGUCACCUCAUGGAGGGUAGAAGUUCGGCUUUCGGCGAGAAUGAAGUGGAUCAUAAGGCAGCAAAAUAUGUAAGCCUUUUUCAGAAACUCGAACCGGUGAAGGCACUUGAGGCGGUUAUGGAAAUCGAGGAGUUUGUUAUCCUCGAGUGCAAGGCAAAAACAGCCAAAGGCAUCCAAGAUAGGCGCACACAAGCCCUAUGGAAUAAGGCUAUUUCAGACUGA